Messenger RNA from Papaver somniferum (opium poppy), 2440 nucleotides. RefSeq names its product L-ascorbate oxidase homolog. NCBI's taxonomy places the organism in Eukaryota, Viridiplantae, Streptophyta, Magnoliopsida, Ranunculales, Papaveraceae. Gene Ontology annotation, molecular function: oxidoreductase activity; copper ion binding. The transcript is spliced from 6 exons. Bases 404 to 2029 code for a protein of 541 amino acids. The record is from RefSeq and is a predicted model, not a curated record.
AACAUUAAACAAAUCCAGUUAGUUAUUCUUCUUCUUCCAGUACUAGUUGCAGAGUAAAAUGAGAGUUUUUCGAGGUCUGAUCAAUGUUAGUUAGUACUCCUAUCAGACUAGUACCGUACUGAGUAGAGAGACCCAUGAAGUGCGGCGCAAAUGGGUUCCGAUUGUUGCAAUCUCAAGGCCUCAAUCAAUUAAUGCUACCACAUAUCAUUAACUGCAUUGCUCUCUACUACAUUUUGUAUUUAUAGAUCAUCUCGAACCCCUUAAUUCACAUCAACACAAUCACACUUCUCUCUGUUUCUCAUUGUUUCUAUCUCUUCUUCUUCAUCGGUAGGAAGAAGAUUACUCAAGAAAUUAGUGUGUGAAGGAGAGAUAUUUUUACACUUUCUGAACAUAUAGCUACACAAUGAGAGGGGCAACAAUGAUGCUGCAGUUACUAGUAGGAGUAUUAGCAUGUUUAGGCGCCGUCAUGGUAGUUGAAGCAGAGGACCCAUACAGAUAUUUCACUUGGGUUGUUACCUAUGGUACCAUUGCACCUCUUGGCAAACCUCAACAGGGUAUUCUCAUCAACGGACAGUUCCCUGGUCCAAGACUUGACUGUGUCACUAAUGAUAAUGUCAUCAUUAAUGUCAUUAACAAGAUCGAUCAACCUUUCCUUCUUACAUGGAAUGGAAUCAAGAACAGGAAGACCAUCUGGCAAGAUGGAGUAUCUGGAACCAAUUGUCCAAUCCCUCCCGGCCGUAACUUUACAUACCAUCUUCAAGUUAAAGAUCAAAUUGGAACAUUCAUGUAUUUCCCUUCACUACAAAUGCAGAAAGCUUCUGGAGGUUUCGGAGGAAUCAAUAUGUAUACUCGCCCAAAGAUUCCUCUUCCAUUUGCUGAACCAUCCGGUGAUUUCCACUUGCUCCUUGGUGACUGGUACAAGGCCGGGCACAAGGCAUUACAGAGGACUUUGGAUACAGGCAAAAAACUUGCAUUUCCAGAUGGUAUAUUGAUUAACGGAAAGCAAAAGGGACUUAAGUUCAGGGGAGAUCCAGGGAAAACAUAUAUGUUCAGGUUAUCAAAUGUUGGUUUGUCAUUAUCAAUCAACUUUAGGAUUCAAGGUCAUAAAAUGAGGUUGGUCGAAAUGGAAGGAUCUCAUACAGUUCAAGAAUCUUAUGAUUCUCUCGAUAUCCAUGUCGGUCAAUCACUUGCAGUUCUUGUCACGUUCAACAAAAAAGCUAAAGAUUACUUCAUCGUUGCUUCAUCGAGAUUUACCGUCCCUAUUCUGACUUCCACUGCAUACCUUAAAUACACUAACUCGAAGAUUAAAGCUUCGAUGCCUCUGCCAAUCGGUCCUACUACCCAUGUUCACUGGUCUUUGAAACAAGCUCGAUCUUUCAGAUGGAAUUUGACUGCUAGUGCAGCGAGACCCAACCCACAAGGGGCAUACCAUUAUGGUAGCGUUAAGCCAACAAGGAUACUUAAGAUAUCGAACUCAGAGGUUAAAAUUAGGGGCAAAACACGAUAUGCUAUUAACGGAAUGUCAUUCGUAAACCCUGACACUCCAUUGAAGUUGGCUGAUUAUUUCAACAUUCCUGGAGUUUUCGACUUGAAAACUUUCAAGAAUAAAACUGCUGGUGGUCCUGCUAAAUUGGGAACUCCUGUAGUUGGACUUUGGCUACAUGACUUCGUUGAAAUUAUCUUCAACAACGUUGAAGAUACCAUUCAAUCUUGGCAUCUUUCUGGUACCGAUGGCUGGGUCGUCGGGUAUGGACCUAAUAAGUGGGCAGCAUCACAAAGGAGAUACUACAAUUUGGUGGAUGCUGCAACUAGAUACACAGUCCAGGUAUUCCCAAAAUCAUGGACCGCAAUGCUAGUGCCAUUUGACAACAAAGGAAUGUGGAAUUUGAGGUCAGCAAUUUGGCCAAGAAGGUAUUUAGGACAGGAAUUAUAUAUUAGAGUAUGGAACGAAGAGCAGAGUCUGUUCACCGAAAACGCCAUUCCUAGAAACGUACUUCUUUGCGGUAAGGCUAGGGGUAAGCGCAUAUAGGUGCAUGCAGUACUACUACGACUACCUGUGAUACUAUUAUCCAUAGUUAGCUAGUAACCGCUACUAGUUACUGUUAUUGUUACUCAUUGCUAGUAAUCUCUACUAGUUACCCUUAUUGUGUUAGGUAUAAUGAUCCAACACCGCAAAUUAUGAAAGCGGUUGAACGUAUCUCUUGUUGUUGUUGUUUUCUUUUUAUUUUUUCUUUGUCAAGUGUAAUUUUUGUAACUUAUUUUUGGUGGUCACGAUAGUGUGACCUGCUAAAAAAUGAAGUGAAGUAGAAAUAGAAGAAGAAACUGAAGAUUAAUGUAGAAGAGGAGAAGAAUAGAAGCUUGAGAAGUGGUUUUUGUAUCACUCUGCUGUUUCCAUUUCCAUCUCAUAUUAAUCAAAUAAAUCAGUCUUUUUAUUUUCCAA